Molecule: messenger RNA, 8045 nt
Organism: Rhineura floridana
Lineage: Eukaryota; Metazoa; Chordata; Lepidosauria; Squamata; Rhineuridae
Gene: SLIT3
Product: slit guidance ligand 3
Exons: 36
Coding region: 493-5058 (1521 amino acids)
Biological process (GO): negative chemotaxis; axon guidance
Molecular function (GO): calcium ion binding; Roundabout binding; heparin binding
Source: RefSeq, a predicted model, not a curated record
CUUUGCCUUGCCCAGUCCAUGGAAAGGCAGCCGGCUGCAAGCGUCCCUGGAUCUUUCCCUGUCGGGGGGCUCUGAUCUCGGGAUCUGGGCGCUGCUGCCGCCGUUGUUAUUGUCUCCAGGGGGCAUACUUGGCUGCCCACGAAGGGCUUGGCUGGCCGAGUGACCGCCUGGGCUGCUGAGUUGCUUCAACCUUUUCCCACUGGCGGGUUACCUGGACUAAGCAAAGCAGAGUCGGGCAGGUUGUGGCUUCGGCUCCGAGGAGUGGGAGGGCAACGGAUCAGGCCCGGUUUCCCCUUUGAUCCUGCGUGCUUUGCCUGGGCUUUAAAGCAAAACGGAGAUCCGUCCGGGGCUCUGAAAGAGAUGUCUUCCGCAGCAUCGCGCCUCCCUCGGCUGCUGCCCUGAGACUGCUGCGUGGCUGCUGUUGGGAUUCGAGGUUUUUUGGAUUCUCUUCGCCCGCGCGCCUCCCCCGUUCUGUCCGGAGAGAAGGCGAGCAUGCUGGCCUCAGGGAGAGAGCGUUCGCGGCACUUUUGGCUGCUGCUCCUUGGGUUGUGGAGCGUCACGCUUUGGCUGCAUACUGAAGGAUGUCCAAGUAAAUGUACCUGCUCUGGGUCCAAUGUGGAUUGCCACGGACUGGGACUCAAAACGGUGCCCCGAGGCAUUCCCAGGAAUGCAGAGAGACUUGACUUAGACAGAAACAACAUUACAAGGAUUACAAAGGUGGAUUUUGCUGGGCUGAAGAAUCUUCGUGUUCUGCAUUUGGAAGAGAAUCUAAUUAGUGUAAUAGAACGUGGAGCAUUUCAGGAUCUAAAGCAACUUGAACGGCUGCGGCUGAACAGAAAUAAACUUCAAGUUCUUCCAGAGCUCCUUUUUCAGAACACGCUGAAGUUAACCAGACUGGACUUAAGUGAAAACCAGAUUCAAGGCAUCCCAAGGAAAGCUUUUCGAGGAAUUACUGAUGUGAAGAAUUUGCAACUGGACAACAAUCAAAUCAGCUGCAUUGAAGAUGGAGCCUUCCGAGCCCUGCGUGACUUGGAGAUUCUUACCCUCAAUAACAACAACAUCACUCGCAUCCCUCUUACCAGCUUCAACCAUAUGCCAAAGAUCAGGACCCUAAGACUUCAUUCCAAUUAUUUAUACUGUGAUUGCCACCUGGCUUGGCUUUCUGAUUGGCUGCGUCAGAGGCGAACAGUUGGACAGUUCACGUUCUGCAUGGCACCCGUUCAUCUGAGGGGGUUUAAUGUUGCUGAUGUUCAGAAAAAAGAAUAUGUCUGUUCAGGUUCACAUGCUGAACCUCCAUCCUGCAAUGCCAAUUCCAUCAGUUGCCCAUCUGCUUGCACUUGUAGCAACAAUAUUGUUGACUGCCGAGGAAAGGGGUUAACUGAAAUCCCAGCCAACCUGCCGGAGAGUAUUGUGGAAAUCCGCUUGGAGCAGAACUCUAUCAAAAACAUUCCUCCUGGAACUUUCUCUCAGUACAAGAAGCUUAAAAGAAUUGAUAUCAGCAAGAAUCAAAUAUCAGAUAUUGCAUCAGAUGCUUUUCAGGGCUUGAAAUCUCUCACCUCACUAGUGCUGUAUGGAAAUAAGAUCACAGAGAUUCCCAAGGGCCUUUUUGAUGGGCUUGUGUCUCUGCAGUUGCUGCUUCUCAAUGCCAAUAAGAUCAACUGCCUGAGAGUAAACACUUUUCAAGAUCUGCAUAAUCUCAAUUUGCUAUCUCUUUAUGACAAUAAGCUACAGACUAUCAGUAAAGGGCUUUUUGCCCCUCUUCAGUCAAUUCAAACUCUGCAUUUAGCUCAGAAUCCAUUUGUGUGCGACUGUCAUUUGAAGUGGCUGGCUGAUUACCUGCAGGAUAAUCCAAUAGAAACCAGCGGCGCUCGAUGCAGCAGCCCACGUCGCCUUGCCAACAAACGAAUCAGCCAGAUCAAGAGCAAGAAGUUCCGUUGCUCAGGUUCAGAAGACUACAGGAGUAAGUUCAGUGGGGAGUGCUUCAUGGACCUUGUCUGUCCUGAAAAGUGCCGCUGUGAGGGAACAAUUGUAGACUGUUCUAAUCAAAAGCUCAUUCGACUCCCCAGUCACCUUCCAGAAUAUACCACAGACCUGCGUUUACAUGAUAAUGACAUUUCUGUGCUGGAAGCGACUGGAAUAUUCAAGAAACUCCCCAGCCUAAGGAAGAUAAACCUGAGUAACAACAAGAUAAAGGAGAUUCGUGAAGGCACUUUUGAUGGGGCAGCAGGAGUUCAGGAACUGAUGUUGACAGGGAACCAGCUGGAAUCUGUGCAUGGACGAAUGUUUAGAGGUCUCACAGGGCUCAAGACACUGAUGCUCAGAAGCAACAUCAUCAAUUGUGUAAACAAUGAUACAUUCACAGGAUUGAGCUCAGUAAGAUUACUUUCUCUGUAUGACAAUCGCAUUACUACAAUCACGCCUGGAGCCUUCAAUACACUUGUAUCUCUAUCUACAAUUAAUUUGCUGUCUAAUCCAUUUAACUGUAACUGCCACUUGGCGUGGUUGGGGAAAUGGUUAAGGAAGAGGAGGAUUGUCAGUGGAAAUCCACGUUGCCAGAAACCAUUUUUCUUGAAAGAAAUUCCAAUUCAGGAUGUGGCUACACAGGACUUCACAUGUGACGGUAAUAUUGAAAGUAGCUGUCAUUUCUCUCCACGUUGUCCAGACCAAUGUUCCUGUGUUGACUCCGUAGUUCGCUGCAGCAACAAGGGGUUGCGUUUCCUACCUAAAGGUGUUCCAAAAGAUGUGACUGAACUAUAUCUGGAAGGAAACCAUUUAUCUGCUGUGCCAAAGGACCUCUCCAUGUUCAGACACCUGACACUAAUUGACUUAAGCAACAACAGCAUUGGCAUGUUGGCCAAUUACACCUUCAGUAAUAUGACACAGCUAUCAACACUGAUCUUGAGCUACAACAGACUACGGUGUAUCCCAGUCCAUGCAUUCAAUGGGCUUAAGUCUCUCAGGGUGCUGACUCUUCACGGCAAUGAUAUUUCCAGUGUUCCUGAGGGGUCUUUUAAUGAUCUUGUAUCACUUUCUCAUCUGGCACUUGGUACCAACCCUUUGCACUGUGACUGCAACCUGCGCUGGCUUUCUGAAUGGGUGAAGGCAGGUUACAAAGAGCCAGGAAUUGCACGGUGUAGCAGUCCAGAUGACAUGGCAGACAGACUGUUGCUUACAACACCAACCCACCACUUUCAGUGCAAAGGAGUUGUCGAUAUCAGUAUUGUAUCCAAGUGUAACCCUUGCCUAUCCUAUCCCUGUAAAAACAAUGGGACUUGCAGCAAUGAUCCACUGGAUUUUUAUCGAUGCACUUGCCCAUUUGGCUACAAGGGUCAAGACUGCAGCACACCCAUUAAUGCCUGCAUUCAGAAUCCAUGCCAGAAUGGAGGUACCUGCCAUCUCACUGACGCAAAUCAAGAUGGAUUCAGUUGUUCCUGCCCUAUUGGAUUUGAGGGGGGGAAAUGUGAAAGUAAUCCAGAUGACUGUGAAGAUAAUGAUUGUGAGAACAACUCAACUUGCAUGGAUGGGAUAAACAAUUACGCCUGCCUCUGUCUCCCUAACUAUACAGGGGAGCUGUGUGAUGAAGUGAUCAACCAUUGUGUACCUGAGCUAAAUCCUUGCAAACAUGACUCCAAAUGUAUAUCUUUUGACAAAGAAUACAGAUGUGAAUGCUUACCUGGCUACAGUGGAAAACAUUGUGAAAUUGAUGACGAUGAUUGUGUGGGACACAAAUGUCGCCAUGGUGCAUUGUGUGUAGAUGCUGUCAAUGGAUACACCUGCAUUUGUCCUCAAGGAUUCAGUGGACUCUUCUGUGAAAAUCCUCCACCGAUGGUUCUGCUCCAGACAAGCCCUUGCGAUUACUAUGAAUGCCAAAACGGAGCUCAGUGCAUUGUAGUACACCAGGAACCCGUCUGUCGUUGCCUGGCUGGUUUUGCUGGACAGAAGUGUGAGAAACUCAUUACUGUCAAUUUUGUUGGAAAAGAUUCCUACGUUGAGCUGCCACCAGCCAAAAUCCGCCCUCAAGCAAAUAUCUCCCUUCAAGUAGCAACAGAUAAAGACAACGGCAUCUUAUUAUACAAAGGGGACAAUGAUCCUCUGGCUUUAGAGUUGUAUCAAGGCCAUGUGAGGCUUAUCUAUGACACACUGAAUGCUCCACCCACAACUAUAUACAGUGUGGAAACAGUAAAUGAUGGACAAUUUCACAGUGUGGAGCUGGUAAUGUUGAACCAAACGUUGAACUUGGUUGUAGAUAAAGGUGCUCCCAAGAGCCUUGGCAAACUGCAGAAACAGCCAGUAGUUGAUCAAGACACUCCACUCUACAUUGGAGGCAUUCCUACAUCUACGGGACUGUCUUCAUUGCGGCAGGGCACAGAGAGGACGACCAGUGGUUUCCAUGGGUGCAUUCAUGAUGUUCGUAUUAAUAAUGAACUGCAGGAUUUCAAGGAUCUACCACAUCAGUCAGUAGGAGUCCUUCCCGGUUGCAAGUCCUGUAACAUCUGCAAGCAUGGCAUCUGUCGCUCUAUUGAGAAGACAAGUGUUGUCUGCGAGUGCCACCCAGGCUGGACAGGAUCCCUAUGUGACCAAGAAGUUAAAGAUCCCUGUCACAAUAGCAAAUGCCUACAUGGUAAAUGCAUAGCCACCACCUCUUCUUAUGUGUGUAAGUGUAUGGAAGGUUACAUGGGCAUGUAUUGCGACAAAAAGAAUGAUUCCUCCAACUCCUGCAGAGUUCUGAAAUGUAGCCACGGGCAGUGUAAGAUCUCAGCAUAUGAGGAGCCCUACUGUGAAUGUGAUCCAAAUUACACCGGCGAGCACUGCGAUAGAGAGAAUCCAUGCCAAGGAGAGAUUAUCCGUGAAUUCAUUCGGAAGCAACAAGGUUCCAUCUCAUGCGUCUCCAUGGCCAAAGUACCUCGUGUGGAAUGUCAUGGCAGCUGUGGAAAUGAUCAGUGCUGCAUUGCCCUCCGGAGCAAAAGGCGGAAAUAUGGCUUCCAGUGUGUGGAUGGCUCAUCCUUCACAGAAGAGCUAGAGAGGCAUGUGGAAUGUGGCUGUGCAAAGUGUUUAUAAACAGCUGAUCAGCCUCUUUGCCCUUUUGUAUCAACUCAGAUGUGCGAUCAAAAACAGGACCUAUUUACUUUUAAGUGAAGAAGAGAAUAUUAAGUAUAUUGUAAAAUAAGCAAAAAACAGAAGUUAUUUUUAUUAUGAAAAGUGACUAUUUUCAUCUUUUAUUAUAUAAAGUAUCUGACCGUUUUGGGUAUAUGUAUCAUAUAGUGAGUUAUAUUUACUAUGGAUUUUUUUACAGUUGUAAAAAAAAUUGGAAAAAUUAUUCCAAGCCUAAACACAGGGAUUAAAAACAGAGUAUAGUUGAUAAGCUUUGCACGAUGGCCAGAUGUGAAGAUAAUUCAAAGAAUCUGCCACAGAAAUAGUGAAAAUAAUCAUGAAAGAUGCCAGAUCGAUGCACAUCUAAGAGUAAUAGCUCUCAGGCAUCGUUCCUGUCCAGGCAUACUCGGUAAAUAUUCCUUUCAGCUCAUGGAACUGCUGGUUGUGUUUGUCACUGUUGUGGAUCCAUUUGAUAUCAUUGCCAAAACACACCACGACGCUGCCGUAGCUUGGGCCUUACGCACAGAUAUUAUGCACGUAUUAAUGCAAUGGUAAUAGUAAAAUGUUUGUCUUCUAUGUAUGAUUGAUUCACACACAAUUGUGUUUAGAAUAAGUUAAUUUUACUGUGUAGCAUGGCCACUCUUGCAAAAGGCAAAUUUAGGAAAGAAAGGUGGUGUUUCUAGCAGAUGGAAGGUAAGCAGUGUGUAACAUUUAAUCAACAACAGAGGAGAUAAUCCUGUUACUUGGCACAUUCUUCCCUUCCCUUCCAGCACAUGAAGCAACAUCACCACUUGCUGAUCCUCUUGGCUCCCAUUCUGCAUGCACAGCAUAUUGCAUACAUUUUCUUAUGCAAGGGAAGGACCAUAAGGAAAUAUCUUGUAGAGGCAACUUCCUCUAACUCCAGAUUACUUUAUGGUUUAGAUUGCAGAAAUGCAAAGGAUGCUCUGAAAUAUGCCUUACCAGACUAUGACAAUCCAUUUUAAAAUUCCUAGGUUCCUUACUGUAGGAGCAUUUAACUUACUCCAAGGGUUCUACCACAGUGCCCAUUAAGUAUAUUGCCCCUUUCAAUCAGUUCCUGCACAUGCUGAAUGUAAAACUAUAAAGUAAUGCAGAUUAAUUGUUGUAAACUGCCCAGAGAGCUUCAGCUAUGGGGCGGUAUACAAAUGCAAUACAUAAAUAAAUGACAAAUCCAUCUUUAGGUUCAAGUCCAGCUGACGCAGCCUGAAAUAGCCUCUGCAUGGCAGUUGAUUCAUAUGGUGUGGAAUGUGUCAACUUAUAGAUUAUGUACAUACCACUGCCAGAUAUUUCUGGGGGCUGCAGGCAUUGGCAAUAGCAAUGAAUGUCUUCAUGUGAUAGCAGUGGUCCACAUGGUAUGUUAUACCUGCCAUGUGUGAACAGCCACUAAAACUGUAUCAUGCAGUUUCCACAAGGGGGAGGGGGUCAUCACACAGAAACCAGUCUUUAAAAUGGAGCUUUGGAGAGGGAAACAUUAACGAUUGUUGACCACCAUGACUACCUUUGACAACCACAUCUGAUCUAUUCUUUCAAGUCCCUUUUCCCCCACCCCCUUUGUUCUGUUUAGGAGUGUAGUAGUAUAAGGACAGCCUAUAAUUCCAAGAAGACAUGGAUGAGACAAAGUGGAGUAUUCAAAGGUGCCUGGGAGAACUAGGUCUCCACAUUCCAGUAUGAUCCUGAAAUCCUGGCAAAAUCCCCUGAACUUGGAAUUGAGUGUUCACAGCAGAGGAUAUCCAUAUUUCUUGAGAGCAAUGUAUUCAUAUGUUUGCCUUUAAAAACAGCCAUGGGAGUGAUUCACACUAGUGGCCAGCACAACCUCUCCAAAAAGAACAGAUUUGUAUCAUGCCACAAACAUUUUACUCCUUUUUUCAGAUUUCAGAAGUCUGAAAAUGCUUAAGAGUCUUUAUACUAAUUACAGUCUUCUGAAAGCCACAAUAGUUUGUUCAGAUUUCCUUAUGUAUUCUCAGGAUAAUUUCAGGCAGGAGGGAAAUGACUGAUACAAUAGUUGCCUUUCAGAAUAAAUAGUAGUACAUGGAGCCUGCAAUCAGUGAAACGUAAAACAAUCACUAGUUACUUUGCCAAAAACUGAUUGAAAUAAUACAGUUCAGGAGCUGGUGGGGGAGAAAAGGCCACUAUAGAGAGUGGGGUUUGUUAUUUUGAGCACAAUAUGUGAUCCUAGAAGCAGCUGGAAUUUAUAAUAUAGAAAUGUACCACAAUCUGCAGAGACCAAAAGUUUGCAAAAACAAAUGCAACAACACUCUCUUGUGUGAACAAGACUUUGGCACAACCCCCCUUUUUUAAUAUUUAUUCUUUUUGAUGGCAUCUGUUACCCAAGAAGCUAUUGCCUUAGUUGCAGAGAAUGGAAAUCCAGUCAGAAUAGACCAAUCAUAGACUUGUAAUGCUACUAAAAGCUAUACACUGCCAAGAAAGCAGGAAAAUAAUUAUUUUAAGCUAGUUGCAAUGUAAAGAAAGGAGAUAUAAUCUCCACAUGUGUCUUCUUUAAGUACAUCUUAUUAGACAAGGUAAAAAAAGCCAUCAUCGUUUUGUGAAAUAAGUCCAACAAUGCUUCCACGAUUGACAGGCUGAGCAAGAACUAGCCACAGUAGAGUGAGGCUGGCAGUGUUCCAUCAGUACAUAUUUGGACUAUGCAGUGAUUUUAAAGACACUUUAUUUGUUUUCUACCAUUAGACGGUUUAUACUGUACUAUAUUUCAACUAUAUGAUAUGGAAUCCUUUGUUUUGUUUUUAAGUGCCAAAAGGUCUAUGAAGUAAGUUUUAAAAGUGUUAAUUAGAUCUCUCUAAACUCUAAAUGCGGUACGUUUCGGCUAUUGUAAAUGGAACACAGUAGCUUACUUUAAAAAAAAUAAUAUAAAGAAAGAUGCUAACCCUAUAAAAAUUGUACAUUGGCAAUGUGGAUUGAUUUUGUGUAUUUUACUAGAU